AUGAGCUCUAGAAGGUUGACAGCUGAAGAAGCUUUAUCUCAGCUUUUUAACUGGGAAAGCAAUGACGAAGAAGAUGUUUCAGAGACAGAGGAUUUUUCAGAGGCUGAGGACAAUGUUACUGAUGAUCCAGACUACCAAUUUUCUGAUGAGGAUUCUAAAGAGGAGUCUUCUGUCAUCGCUUCAUCAAGUGAAAACCAAGGAAUGCAGCAAUCAUCAUCUACAGAGGGGGCAUGGACAUCUAAAGAUGGUAAAAUAAAAUGGUCAACAUCACCACACCGAAGUCGAGGCAGACUGUCAUCUGCUAAUGUCAUCAAAAUGACACCUGGUCCUACAAGAUUUGCAGUCACACGAGUUGAUAAUAUCCAUUCAGCAUUUCAUCUCUUCAUACCCUCUCCAAUAGAAAAGAUUAUACUGGACAUGACUAACUUGGAGGGGAGGCGUGUAUUUCAACAGAAAUGGAAGCCCAUGGAUCUGACUGACUUGCAUGCUUAUAUUGGAAUCCUGGUAUUAGCUGGAGUAUACAGGUCAAAGGGAGAAGCAAAUGCAAGUCUAUGGAAUGAAGAGAAUGGAAGGCCGAUCUUUCGUGCAACAAUGUCUCUUGAGACAUUUCACAAGAUAUCUCGUGUGAUCCGAUUUGACAACCGUGAAACCAGAGCCAGUCGCUGUGAAAGAGACAAACUUGCUGCAAUCAGAGAUGUUUGGGAUAAAUGGGUGGAGAUUCUACCUUUGUUGUACAACCCUGGUCCCCAUGUGACUGUAGAUGAGCGCCUUGUUCCAUUCAGGGGCCGCUGUCCUUUCCGACAGUAUAUGCCCAACAAGCCGGCCAAGUAUGGCAUCAAAAUAUGGGCAGCUUGUGAUGCUAAAUCUAGCUAUGCAUGGAAUAUGCAGGUGUACACCGGAAAGCUACCUGGAGAGGCAUCUGAGAAGAAUCAGGGGAUGCGUGUGGUGCUGCAGAUGAGUGAAGGGCUGCAAGGGCAUAACAUCACCUGUGACAACUUCUUUACAUCAUACUGGCUUGGAGAUGAACUUCAGAAAAGAAAGCUCACUAUGUUGGGAACAAUCAGGAAAAAUAAACCAGAACUUCCCAGUGAAAUUCUGAAGAUGCAGGGAAGACCUCCACAUUCCUCAAAAUUUGUUUUCACCGAGAAAGCAACAGUUGUUUCAUACUGCCCAAAGAAAAACAAAAAUGUUCUUGUCAUGAGCACAAUGCACACAGAUGCAUCUCUGAGCACAAGAGAAGACAAAAAACCACAAAUGAUCCUGGACUACAACUCCACCAAAGGAGGAGUAGACAAUCUUGACAAAGUCACAGCAACAUACAGCUGCCAGCGCAAAACAGCUCGUUGGCCCUUGGUGAUUUUCUACAACAUUGUGGAUGUGUCAGCUUACAGUGCCUUUGUCCUGUGGACUGAAAUCAACCAACAUUGGAAUGUCGGCAAACUGUACCGACGUCGGCUUUUCCUGGAAGAACUGGGAAAAAGUCUUGUCACCCCCGAGAUCCAGAGGCGAGCCAGACCAGCUCGAUCCCCAGCAGCAGCAGCUCUCAUUGAAAACGUCAGGUCUGCAUCAUCUGACCAAUGUACAAUGAAUCCAGUGGAUACAGGUGCAAAGAAACGAAAAAGAUGCCAGGUCUGUCCCUCACGAUAAGACAUUAAAACAAGCACCGUUUGUGAGAAGUGCAAGAAGUGCAUUUGCAGAAAGCACACAGUUACACUCUGUCCAUCAUGUGGACAACACUGAAAAUGUUGAACAUUGAAAAUCUGAGAAAAAUAAAAGUGUUUGUAAAGAAGGAAAACUUUUACUAACUAGUUCUUACAAAUAG
Nothobranchius furzeri (turquoise killifish) is the source of this 1822-nucleotide messenger RNA. The record is from RefSeq and is a predicted model, not a curated record. Lineage: Eukaryota; Metazoa; Chordata; Actinopteri; Cyprinodontiformes; Nothobranchiidae.